AUGAGCAAGUUCCAGCAAUUGAGUGAGGGCCAAGAGAGAUCACUUGUUGAGAAGGUUGACCUCAGACUAGUAUUGGCAAAAGAUGAUGCUAAAUUCGAGCAGACUUUGAACACUUUUUUGCCGCCUUUAUUAUUAAAGCUAGCCUCACCUUAUUCAUCCGUUAGGGAAUUGGUUUAUGAGUCCAUAAAACAUAUCACGUCGAGAGUCAAUUCUCAUUUUCGCUGUAAGCUUCCGGUGAGGCAGCUAUUGCAACAAGUUAAAAAGCCAAAUCUGAAUGAAGGUCAGGACGCUACCAAUGUUAUUGUUUAUUCGUCGUUUUUCCUUUCCAAAGGGGUAGAAAGAAUAAGUAGACAGGAAUCAAGAGAGCUUUUGCCUGAUAUAAUAGAAGAUAUUUCCAACUUAUCAUCACCAGCACAAACAAGAAUAUUUCACAUUCUGUGUAAAGUAUUGUUGACAUGGAAAGCUCCUUUGCAAGGUUCCUCAGAGGAAAGAGAAACGAUAGACUUUUUAAACGUAAAUGAUUCUGAUUUAAGAUUUUUGGUUGAAAAAUUCUUGAAGUUUUUUCUAUUGGUUCCCAAGAGAACAGAAGGUAGCUCAGUUUCCUACUUUUGUCCGGGUCUCUCUAGCACUGAUGUGUCAUUUUUCAUUUAUAGCCCUGCCAUAUACUUCACCAAAGACUUGUUAAACCAAUACAGAAGGGCAAUUUUUGAUUUUACUGUCUCAGGUUUGACUAGUAAUGACCAGAUUUUGAUACCAUUCUUAUUGGUGGUAUCAGCACAACCAAUCGAUAUAUCAGAUUCAGCGUCCACGCUUUUGAAGAGAAUUAAGAUACCAUAUGAUGAUGAAACUUUUGUUAAAUAUCUCUCAGAUUUGUUUUGCGGCAAUAUUGCUGAGCAUCUACCACCUGUGAAUCCUCAAAUCCAGGAAAAAAUACUGGGACUUCUAACGCGAAGUAUUCUGAUAACGAGGUUACCCAAUUUGCCUCUGAGGAUAUCAAUGGACGGCAUUGCUAGUCGCAAUCUGAGAGUCAAAUUAGCUGCCCUGGUUUUCAUUCGUCAUGUUGCCAAAAACAAUCACCUAGCGUUACGAGAAACAACCGGAAAUGAUAUGACUUCAAUCAUUACUGCUAUUAAGAAUGAUAUUCAAUUAGCAGGUUGGCCACGGUACAAUUCUCAGGAGGAAAACAAAUUGUCUGGCAUCACCCUACGAACAUCACAAUAUGAGACGCUAGGUCAGCUUUUGAGGCAAGAUUUUGACUCUGUUAAGAAUUUUGAAAUGGUAAAGUUUCUAUUAGAAUCCUUGAACGGGGAUCUUAAUGAAUUCAGAAUAACAAUAAAAGAUGCAUUGGGGUCUUUGGUACAUCAUUUCCCGCUUCUUCCAUCAGAAUCAAAAAAGCAGUUGAAGCAAUUUUUAUCUAGUACACUGAAAGAUAAUUAUGCGUUACUACACGGUACCUCUGAUGAAAAAGAAGCAAUCAUGACCUUGAGAUUUGUCGGCAUGAAAUUCAAUAAUGCCGCAUUUCCGUUUGAAGACAAUGAGGCAAGAGUUUUUAGUAUUUUAGGGACUAGCCGAUUGAACCGUUUUGAUGUUGUUCAAGAAGCAUUCAAAGGUCUAAGCCCAUAUCAGUUUAGAAUGAACAGGGCGUCUUUGGAAACUGGUUUUGUGUCAACGGAUACUUUGUUGGCCAAAAAAAUAAGUGAAACAAGGUUUGUUGACUUUUCCUCAUUUAUAUCUUUAUUCUUAUCUGAAGCCCAAAACAAAAGUGAACACUGUUCUAUAAAGGACUGCAUUGUCACAGGAGUUAGAUUCCUUCGGCACACAUUAAUAUCCAAUUCUAUUUACGGUAAGAGAACUGUCGUUUUGCAGGAUGAAAAUUGGUCCAUGCGCAUCGAGAAAAGUCUCGAGGUCGAUGAGAAUGUAAGGAAACAUGUUCAUGAAAAUAUCGAGCAUCUCUCAGAAUCUACUGUAUCUUCGGUAUUGCUGUUCUUAUUUAACGAGAUAAUACAUGAGAAUAAUGUUUCUUCCAAGGACGAUCCUGUUUUCUCCAAGUUAUUCCUAGUUCUUGUCACUUACGCUAAAAACGAUGUUAUCAUGAAAUCCGAGAAUAUUCUAGCAUCCACUUUAAAACGAAUCAAUACUAAACAAAGUCCGCCUGACAUCUAUACGGACUCUCUCGUAAAUUCAUUCGGGAUUAUUGGAGCAAGAAUUGGGUUAAGUUCACAUUCUGUGUCCCAAAUACUGGCAACUGACUUUGAUCAGGAAUCGAAUAAUCCAUCCGCAAUUAUACCGGUUUUAGUGUACCUUUUGGCAUCUUUAAUCCCCAGAUUGCAGUUACUACAUUCUGUUGAAUUUGGAACUGUUGUUUCAAGAAUCUUACAGAAGAUAACAAAGCAAUAUUUAUCUGGUAGUUGUAGAGAGUUGUCUUUGAAAGCAUAUUGUGAACUUUUAAAGUAUAGAACUUUGGAUUCGCUUGAUGCUGUUAACAGGAAGUCCAUAACUAUUUCAAUAAAGGAUGCCAUAAAAGACAAGCUAUUCAAUGAUGAGCUAGCUAUAAUGACUUGGGGCUAUCUCUAUAUGAACUCGAAUGAAACUGAAUUCGAUGAUUAUUUAGGAGUUUAUGAGACAAUUCAUUCUUCCAAACAUAUUGAUUACCUAUUUGUUUCAGGUGAAAGUUUAACAAUCAUUUUGGGUGGAUGGAAUUCUAAGUUGUUGGAAAGACAGCUAGAUAUCAAUUAUGAUGUUAAACAUUUGCAAGAGUUAACGACGACAACAAAAUUACAGGAUGGCUUAAAUAGAGUUUUGUCGUUUUGUUCCUCCACCAAACCGUCACUUCAAAAAGCUUCAUGCAUCUGGCUUCUUUGUAUUGUUCAAUAUCUCGGGCAUUUGAGAGAUGUUUCCGCUAAGUUCAAUGAAAUCCAUGCAGCGUUUACAAAGUUUUUAGCUCAUAGAGAAGAGUUUGUUCAAGAAUCUGCUUCGAGAGGUUUAAGUAUUGUGUAUGAUAUGAGCGAUGCUGACAUGCGGGAGACUAUGGUAAAGGGACUAUUUAAAACAUUGACAAACUCCAGUUCAGCACUCUCCCUUCAAGCAGGCUCAGUGUCUGGAGAAACAGAAUUGUUUGACGCUGGUGUUUUGAGUACAAACGAUGGAUCUGUCUCCACUUAUAAGGAUAUUUUAAAUUUGGCAAAUGAGGUUAACGAUCCCGGUCUUGUAUACAAGUUUAUGGCAUUAGCAAAAAAUUCUUCUUUGUGGAAUUCUAGGAAGGGAGUCGCGUUUGGUAUUGGUGCUAUUUUUUCAAACGUUUCGUUGCAAGAUCAACUUAUCAAUGACUCUACACUUUCCAAGAGACUAGUCCCAAAACUUUUUAGAUACAGAUUUGAUCCCUCAACGGAUGUGGCCAAUUCAAUGGAUAAUAUUUGGGAUACACUAUUUCCGGAGGGAUCUCAAGCUGUUGAGAAAUAUUUCGAUAUCGUGUUGGAAGAAGUCCUAACCAAUUCCGGGAAUAGAGAGUGGAGAGUGCGUGAAGCCUCUUCUGCAGCUCUUCUGCAUUUAGUACAAACUUAUCCACUCGAAAAUUUUGAAAAUAAAUUCGAAGAAAUUUGGACUGUUGCGUUCAGAUUACUGGACGACAUCAAGGACAGUGUCAGGAAAUCCGGCACAUCCCUAGCACGUACUCUCUCGAAAAUACUUAUAAGGUCUAUAAAUGGUCACAAGAAUACUGCAAGAAUGCAACAGAGUAAAGUCUUAGAUAUUAUUUUGCCGUUCUUGCUGGGCACUAAAGGAUUGAAUAGUGAUGCCGAAGAAGUUCGUAUUUUUGCACUUAACAUGCUUCUUGAUUUGAUCAAAGAAAGCAAAGAAUCGCUUAAAUAUUAUGUUCCUACAUUAGUGUAUGAAUUGACGAUGUUGCUAUCUGUGUUGGAACCGCAGGUGAUUAAUUAUUUGACAUUGAACGCCGAUAAAUUCAAUGUUAAGGCUUCUGCAAUUGAUGAGCACAGGUUACAGGGAGUUACAAACUCACCAAUUAUGCAAGCAAUAGAAGCGUUAAUCGAUAUUUCAGACUCAAACGAUGAAAAAAUCCAGAAAUUGGUAGAUUCUUGUAUUCUUGCUUCCAGGAAAUCUGUGGGUUUGCCAUCCAAUAUUGGUGCUUCACGCGUACUUCAACUCCUUUGUAUCAGACAUUCUAUCAUCUUAAAACCGUACUGUGGUAAACUCUUGAAGGCUUGCUCGAAUGGAAUGAACAAUAAAAACGUGGUAGUGGCUUCCUCGUACGCAUCUUCAUUUGGAAGACUAUUCAAAGUGUCAACAUUAGACAAGCAGAUUAAAUACAGUGAAAAGGUGGUUCAGAAAUUUUUUGAAACAGAAGACUUCGAGAAACAAAAAGUAACUGGUGUAGCGAUCGAAUCGAUCCUUAAAUAUUCUGCCGAAGAUUUUGAUAAUGUCGCCAAUAUUUUGAUGCCAUUGGUUUACAUCGCAAAACAUUCACUCAACGGGAGUAUAGCUGAUCAAUUUGAUGGUAUUUGGAUUGAAUCAUCCAAAUCCGGCUCAAGCUCAUUGGACAUCUGUUUUUCAGAAAUCGUUGAUUUGGUAUCUAUUCAUAUCAAGUCUAAUAUAUUCUCUAUCCGACAGACUUGUACAUCCGCGCUUUGUAAGGCAUGCCAAAAUUACAACGGCCCCUUGAAGCCCGAUAUAGUGAAUAAUAUCUUUGAAGUACUAUUGGAAGCCUGUCAAGGAAGAUCUUGGGAUGGUAAAGCAUCUGUAGUAUCAGGAGUUCUUGAAAGCUUCAAAAAAUUAUCUGCUCGUGUGACGUUAGAUAAAUUUUGUCAGAGAAUUGAUACGAUGAUAAUUGCAGAGCUUUCUAGAAGGAACAAAUCUUACGUUAAAGGUCUCAUACAACCAUUUGCUGAGUACGUCUUUUUCAGAAAUGAUCAAAAGUUGUAUGAAAAGUUAAUCGACGUCACACAGGAAGUAUUCUUAGAUCUUGAACUUGAAGACAAUAAUGAGACGCACGAGUCAAAUGACAACAUGAAGAGCAAAAAGCCACGACUACUGAAUGACCUCAAUCGCGCUUCAUCUAAAAAAAACAUUGAAAUGGAAAACUAUAGGAUAGAGAUUAUCAAAACGGUCGCUAAGGGAUAUAAGGAUAUUUUACAUGAAGAAAAAGGGAUCAAUACCAAUAAUGUGAUCAAGUUGGUGUUCGAAUUUAUGAAAGGAAUGUUUGAAAGUUCUAAAAUAUUGUAUAGCUGGAGAUCAGAAUUGGCCUAUUUUGACGUAGCAAUUCUUCUCAUUACACCAUGGACCAAAACUGAAGUUUCCUCAAAUGAUGUAUCUCACAUUUUCAUUGAUAUCUGGAAAUAUGGCCACGCUCUAUGCAACAAGAAAGAAGUUAUUGAAAGUGUCAAGAUAAAGCUGAUAAGGUAUGGUGGGCUAUUGAAAGAAAAGUUCCCCCACACCAAUACCAUGGUCGACUUUGGCAUUUUGGAGAUUCUUAGAGUGGAUGACUCCUCAGUAUUGAAAGCUGAAGCUUUAAAUAUUGGAAUAUCUCAGUAG
Messenger RNA from Kluyveromyces lactis, 5544 nucleotides. It is a transcript of the gene ECM29, whose product is annotated as Ecm29p. Gene Ontology annotation, molecular function: molecular adaptor activity. The transcript has a single exon. NCBI's taxonomy places the organism in Eukaryota, Fungi, Ascomycota, Saccharomycetes, Saccharomycetales, Saccharomycetaceae. The coding region runs from base 1 to 5544 and encodes 1847 amino acids. Gene Ontology annotation, biological process: proteasome assembly. The record is from RefSeq and is a predicted model, not a curated record. Gene Ontology annotation, cellular component: nucleus; cytoplasm.